AUGGGCAGUGCUGUUACCAAGGAACAAGGACAUUUCCAAUUGGCACCAGUGUUUCAAUGGACCAGAGACAGUCCCUAUGGGCAGUGCUGUUACCAAGGAACAAGACCAUUUCCAAUUGGCACCAGUGUUUCCAAGGACAAGGGACAGUCCCUAUGGGCAGUGCUAUUGCCAAGGAACAAGGACAUUACCAAUUGGCACCAGUGUUUCCAUGGACCAGGGACAGUCCCUAUGGGCAGUGCUAUUGCCAAGGAACAAGGAUAUUUCCAAUUGGCACCAGUGUUUCUAUGGACCAGGGACAGUCCCUAUGGGCAGUGCUGUUACCAAGGAACAUGGACAAUUCCAGCAGUGUUUCCAAGGACCAAGUCCCCGGGUGAUAUAUCUACCCAGUCACCAGGUGAUGUACCUACACAGUCCCCAGGUGGUGUAUCUACCCAGUCUCCAGGUAAUGUAUCUACCCAGUCACCAGGUGAUGUAUCUACCCAGUCACCAGGUGAUGUAUCUACCCAGUCUCCAAGUGAUAUAUCUAACCAGUCACCAGGUGAUGUAUCUACCCAGUCCCCAGGUGGUGUAUCUACCAGGUCUACAGGUGAUGUAUCUACCCAGUCCCCAGGUGGUGUAUCUACCAGGUCUUCAGGUGAUGUACCUACCCAGUCACCAGGUGAUAUAUCUACCCAGUCACCAGGUGAUGUAUCUACCCAGUCCCCAGGUGGUGUAUCUACCAGGUCUACAGGUGAUGUAUCUACCCAGUCCCCAGGUGGUGUAUCUACCAGGUCUACAGGUGAUGUACCUACCCAGUCACCAGGUGAUAUAUCUACCCAGUCACCAGGUGAUGUAUCUACCCAGUCCCCAGGUGGUGUAUCUACCAGGUCUACAGGUGAUGUAUCUACCCAAUCUCUGGGUGAUGUACCUACCCAGUCCCCAGGUAAUGUACCUACCCAGUCCCCAGGUGAUGUAUCUACCCAGUCCCCACAUCAUGUAUCUACCCAGUCCCCAGGUAAUGUAUCUACCCAGUCACCAGGUGAUGUAUCUACCCAGUCACCAGGUGAUGUAUCUACCCAAUCUCUGGGUGAUGUACCUACCCAGUCCCCAGGUAAUGUAUCUACCCAGUCCCCAGGUGAUGUAUCUACCCAGUCCCCAGGUAAUGUAUCUACCCAGUCCCCAGGUAAUGUAUCAACCCUGUCCCCAGGUGGUAUAUCUACCCAGUCCCCAGGUGAUGUACCUACCCAGUCCCCAGGUGAUGUAUCUACCCAGUCACCAGGUGGUGUAUCUACCCAGUCCCCAGGUAAUGUAUCUACCCAGUCCCCAGGUGGUGUAUCUACCCAGUCCCCAGGUGGUGUAUCUACCCAGUCACCAGGUGAUGUAUCUACCCAGUCCCCAGGUGAUGUACCUACCCAGUCCCCAGGUGGUAUAUCUACCCAGUCUCCAGGUGAUGUAUCUACCCAGUCACCAGGUGGUGUAUCUACCCAGUCCCCAGGUGGUAUAUCUACCCAGUCCCCAGGUGAUGUAUCUACCCAGUCACCAGGUGGUGUAUCUACCCAGUCCCCAGGUAAUGUAUCUACCCAGUCCCCAGGUGGUGUAUCUACCCAGUCCCCAGGUGAUGUACCUACCCAGUCCCCAGGUGGUGUAUCUACCCAGUCCCCAGGUGGUAUAUCUACCCAGUCCCCAGGUGGUGUAUCUACCCAGUCCCCAGGUGGUGUAUCUACCCAGUCACCAGGUGGUGUAUCUACCCAGUCCCCAGGUGGUAUAUCUACCCAGUCCCCAGGUGAUGUACCUACCCAGUCCCCAGGUGAUGUAUCUACCAGGUCUCCAGGUGUUGUACCUAUCUAUUUCCUAGGUCCGAGUCAGAACAAAUUUUCAGUUAGGUAA
Molecule: messenger RNA, 1866 nt
Organism: Pecten maximus
Lineage: Eukaryota; Metazoa; Mollusca; Bivalvia; Pectinida; Pectinidae
Product: endo-1,4-beta-xylanase B-like
Exons: 2
Coding region: 1-1866 (621 amino acids)
Source: RefSeq, a predicted model, not a curated record